Leptidea sinapis is the source of this 1046-nucleotide messenger RNA. RefSeq names its product 60S ribosomal protein L23a (gene RpL23A). NCBI's taxonomy places the organism in Eukaryota, Metazoa, Arthropoda, Insecta, Lepidoptera, Pieridae. The transcript has 5 exons. The record is from RefSeq and is a predicted model, not a curated record. Bases 135 to 1010 code for a protein of 291 amino acids. Gene Ontology annotation, molecular function: rRNA binding; structural constituent of ribosome. Gene Ontology annotation, biological process: translation; ribosomal large subunit assembly. Gene Ontology annotation, cellular component: ribosome; cytosolic large ribosomal subunit.
ACUAGUUUUUUCAGUUCCGUGCUUCAGACUGUGUAAGCCGGCAUUAUUGCAAUGAUUUGAAUCUGUAGUAAACGUCACGAUUUGAAUAGUGGCAAGUGGCAACAUUGUUCAGUUGUAUCUGUCAUUUUGUCACGAUGCCUCCUAAGAAGCAGCCCGAGAAAUCAGGGUCCUCCGGGGCUAAGCCUGCUGAAAAGAAGCCAGCUACAGCUAAAACACCAGCGGCAGCACCUAAAGUUGCUUCAACAGCCAGUGCUCCAAAAGCCGCAUCAUCUAAAACUCCAGCACCAGCGCCUAAAGCAGCUGCGCCUAAAUCUGCUCCUGCUGCAGCCAAACCUGCUGCAGCUGCGGCUAAGCCUGCUGCUGCACCAGCCCCCAAGCCUGCUGAGAAGAAGUCAGCAUCAGUGCCCUCAGCAAAACCUGGUUCAGCUAAAGCCGCUGCACUUAAGGCAAAGUCUAGUGCUAAGCCAUCAGCUAAAAAAGCAGCAUCUGCUUCUAAGGCUGGUAAACCAAAACCUGCAGCAGCAAAACUAAAGAUUGCACCCAAGCCCAAGAAGACUGGUAUUAAGGGACAGAAGAAAGUUGUUAAACCUGUAGUCAAGGCUCUUAAGGCUCAACGGAAAGUGGUUAAAGGUGAACAUGGAAAAAGAGUUAGGAAAAUCCGCAACUCGGUUCAUUUCCGCAGGCCAAAAACAUUUGAGCCUCCAAGGCAACCCAAAUAUCCGAGGAGGUCCCUUCCAAGGAGGAAUCGCAUGGAUGCAUUCAACAUCAUCAAGUUUCCCUUGACCUCUGAAGCUGCUAUGAAGAAGAUUGAGGACAAUAAUACCUUGGUAUUCAUUGUUCACACUAGUUCCAACAAACACCACAUAAAGGCUGCGGUCAAGAAGCUAUAUGAUAUCAAUGUUGCAAAAGUGAACACUUUGAUAAGGCCUGAUGGUAAAAAGAAGGCGUACGUCCGGCUAGCACGAGACUAUGACGCAUUAGAUGUUGCCAACAAGAUUGGAAUUAUAUAAACAUGUAUAUUUUUAAGAAUACAAGUAAAAUACUAA